AUGCAAAUUGAGAUCUGUCAAGCAGUCGAUUUUUUAGGACGAUUGUUACAAUCAAAAGUUGAUUCAAAUACAGUCUUCUGUUUCAAAAAACAAUUGGUUACGGUACUCUUGGAAAGGUUCAGUAACCAUUGGGAUCCGCGACAACCUAACAGAGGAAAUGGUUUUAGGGCUAUAUCCAAUUUUAAUGGAGCUGAUCCUAUCCUCGUUGAAGCAUGUAAUAAAGCAAACUGCUCUUUUAACUUGAUUCACACUCAUUUACCUCGUGAUCUUGUGCUCUGGAUUGAUCCUUAUUCAGUAUCAUAUAGAGUCGGCGAUCAUGGCAAUAUUAUGACCUUGUAUGAUAUAAAAGAUAAUAAUAAACAACAUCAGUCUUCGUCUUCUCCUCGACUUCAGUAUAUUCAACAAGUUCAGUCGACACCCAUAAGAGUGUCUCCUCCUAAUAGUCCUGAACAGCAGCAUGAUUUCAAGAAACUUAUCCAAAAAUCUCAUUUGAAUCAACCAUCACCAUUAUCAACCAACGCAGCUACGAUCACUGGUCUUGCUACUCCCCUUUCUUCCUCUACUGGCAUUUAG
Molecule: messenger RNA, 573 nt
Organism: Mycotypha africana
Lineage: Eukaryota; Fungi; Mucoromycota; Mucoromycetes; Mucorales; Mycotyphaceae
Exons: 2
Coding region: 1-573 (190 amino acids)
Biological process (GO): negative regulation of mitotic cell cycle; negative regulation of cell population proliferation
Cellular component (GO): cytoplasm; nucleus
Source: RefSeq, a predicted model, not a curated record